Molecule: messenger RNA, 5636 nt
Organism: Cololabis saira (Pacific saury)
Lineage: Eukaryota; Metazoa; Chordata; Actinopteri; Beloniformes; Belonidae
Product: E3 ubiquitin-protein ligase HECW1
Exons: 32
Coding region: 101-4855 (1584 amino acids)
Biological process (GO): regulation of dendrite morphogenesis
Molecular function (GO): protein binding; ubiquitin-protein transferase activity
Source: RefSeq, a predicted model, not a curated record
CGGAGACGGAGCGGAUGAAGCUCCGGAUCCUCAGCUUCCCUUCCGUCCUUUACCCUGAUUUUAACCCCGGGUUCGAGCUUCCAUCCCCGGCAGGAGGAGGAUGAUCCAUCGCCAGGUGAUCCUGGCCCAGAACUUGUACCAGAACCGGGUCGUGACUUUGGCCUCCAUGGCGUCGCCGACGCGCCAGAACCGCCAGCGCUACAAGGACGCGGCGGCGCGUCACAGCUACGGCCCCGAUAGCUUCGCCGUCAACGGCCUGGACCUAGCAUCGCCGCUAGCGCCGCGCUGCAGCAGCGACACCGACCUGGUGUCGCCCGACGGGCGCUCCACGCUAGCCGUUAGCUCCGCCCACUACACCGUCGGCCAAUCGGAGCAGCUGCUGAUCAGCUGGGACGUCAAGGAGGACGUGGACGCCGGAGACUGGAUCGGGAUGUACCGCGUCGACGAGCCUCGGUCCGAGAACUUCUUGGACUACAAGAACCGCGGCAUCAACGGGUCCCAGACGGGCCAGAUCGUGUGGAAGAUCGAGUCCAGCUGCAACCUGACCGACGUGGAGACCCGGGUCUGCUUCAGGUACUACCACGGCGUCACCGGGGCCCUGAGGGCUACGACGCCUAGCGUCACCGUCAGGAGGAGCAAUGUGCCCGUCCUGAAGCCGCUGGUGAGUCCUGAGAUCAACCUGAACAACAGGAACAACCGGAGACUCGUCAACUUCUGCCUGUCAGACCUGCAGGCCGUGGGUCUGAAGAAGGGAAUGUUCUUCAACCCGGAUCCGUACCUGAAACUCUCCGUCCGUCCGGGGAAACACAGCAUCUUCCCGUCGCUGCCGCACCACGGCCAGGAGACCCGGUCCGGGGUGGCCGGCAACACGGUGCACCCCCGGUGGCCGUCUGAGAGGUUCAACUUCGUGUCUCUUCCCACCGACGUCCUGGAGAUCGAGGUGAAGGACAAGUUCUCCAAGAGCCGCCCGAUCAUCAAGCGUUUCCUGGGGAAGCUGUCGGUGCCGGUGCAGCGGCUGCUGGAGAAGCACGCUAUCGGGGACCGCAUGGUCAGCUACUCUCUGGGUCGCAGAGUUCCGACGGAUCACGUUUGCGGGCAGUUGCUGUUCCGCUUCGAGCUAACGAUCCACUCAGAUGACGAGGAGGCGUCCCUGGUGGCUGAGGUGGGACGUCCUGGUGACGCCCGCCCCGCCGCCGUCGCCUCCGACGACGACGCCCUGAGCCUGGGGCCGGACACGCCGGAGCUCCCCCUGGACGCCCCACCGGACCCCGGGGCCUCAGGGGGGCCGCCGCCCCCACAGGAGGACCCGCCGCCCCCAGACCAGGCCCCGGGGCCGCCGCCCCCACACCAGGACCCUGCAGGGGCCCCGGACGCCCCAGAUGAUGGAGAGACAGAGCAGGACACCCUGGUGGAGGAGGAAACCCCACCCUGCAGAUUUCAGGUAGAGCAGGUGGACGAGGAGGCCGAAGAGCCGGAGGACGGAGAUAGAGGAGGGGGGGACCAGACGGACCCUGGUCCAGGUCCAGACCCUGGUCCAGAGACCGGAGGGGGGCAGGGAGAGGUGGAGGCCGACUCCACCCAUGCUGAGGCCUCCACCGACGGAGAUGCUGCUGCUGCUGGAGGGGCUCCGUCAGAGCAGGGCCCCCUCGGGCCCCCCCAGGAGGAACCAGAUAAAACCUUCAGCGUCGUGUCCCAGACCCCGACCCGGCGCCGGACCCGGCCCUGCUCUCUGCCGGUGUCGGAGCUGGAGACGGUACUGGCGUCGGCCUGCGGGGAACCGGAGACGCCGCGGACGCACUACAUCCGCAUCCACCACCUGCUGCACAGCCUGGACCAGGACCAGGACCGGGACCAGGACCGGGACCAGGACCGGGACCAGGACCAGGACCAGGACCAGGACCUGGUCCAGGACCUGGACACCACCAGCACCACCCUGGACUCCACCUCCCCCACACUCAAGACCUGCAAGGACGAGGACGGCCCGGAGGAGGACGAGGACACCACCCAGUCCCCGUCCCAGGUCCCGGAGUGUCCCGGUCUUUGCUGCAGGCGGUCGUUGCCCCGCAGCCUCUCCAUCGAGCGUCUGUCGGAGCUGAACCAGCUGCUGGAGGGAGGAGGCCGAGCGGACCCCCCCUCGGGCGACUCCUCCAGGGCCUGCGUCCACCGGGGGCCCCCGGGGGGCCACGACUGUGAGUUCUGCUACUCCACCUCCUGCUACUCCACGUCCUGCUACUCCACGUCCUGCUACUCCACCUCCUGCUACAGCAGCUCCGGCCACCAUGAUCUCCAUCCAUCGAUCAACCACCGCCUGUCGUCCGUGGACAGCAACCGUCUCUCCGGCAGCACCGUCUUCUCCUCGCAGGACGAGGACGAGGACGAGGAGGGGAGCGCCUUCGAGACGGCGCCGCCGCCGCCGGACCCAGGCCGGUCCGAGGACCCGGACCAGGACCGGGACGGGGACCAGGACCCGGACCAGGACCAGAACCAGGACCAGGACCAGGACCGGAGCCUCCUUCCAUCGGCCCGGAGGGGGGACCAGGGGGAGGAGGCGGGGGCCGGGCCCAGCAACAGGACCAGCAUCGACUGGGAGGCCCGCGUCGACAGCCACGGCCGGGUUUUCUACGUGGACCACGUCAACCGGACGACCACGUGGCAGCGGCCGAGCCACGGCGGCAAGUGCAGCCACGGGAUCCCGCGCUCCGGCUCCACGCAGCAGAUGGAGCAGAUGAACCGGAGGUACCAGAACAUCCAGAGAACGAUGGCCACAGAGGAGGAUUCUGGGAGUCGGAGUUCAGACGGGGACUCGGACCCCAACCCGCCCUCAGGCCCCGCCUCCCCUGUCAAUCACCAGAAGAUCAGCCACCUCCUCCAAUCGCCGGCCGUCAAGUUCGUCACCCACCCGGAGUUCUUCACCGUGCUGCACAGCAACUACGCGGCGUACCGCAUGUUCACCAGCAGCAGCUGCGUGAAACACAUGGUGCUGAAGGUUCGACGCGACGCCCGGAACUUCGAGCGCUACCAGCACAACCGGGACCUGGUGGUUUUCAUCAACAAGUUCGCCGACACCCGUCUGGAGCUGCCGCGGGGCUGGGAGGUGAAGGCCGACGCCCAGGGCAAGUCGUUCUUCGUCGACCACAACAGUCGCGCCACGACCUUCGUGGACCCGCGGAUCCCCCUGCAGAACGGCCGGCUGCCGGGCCACCUGGCCCACCGGCAGCACCUGCAGCGGCUACGCAGCUACAGCGCCGGAGAGGCCUCGGACGUGUCCAGAAGUCGAGGAGCUUCUCUGAUUGGUCGGCCCGGGAACAGCCUGGUGGCCGCAAUCCGGGGCCAGUACCAGGCCGACGCCCAGCAGCCGGCGGCUCCAUCGUACAACGACAAGAUCGUGGCGUUCCUCCGACAACCCAACGUCUUUGACAUGUUACAGGAGCGGCAGCCGAGUCUGAGCAGGAACCACGCCCUCAGGGAGAAGAUCCACUACCUCCGGACCGAAGGUCCUCAGGCGGUGGAGAAGCUGUCGUGUGACGCCGACCUGGUGAUCCUGCUGAGCUUGUUUGAGGAGGAGAUCAUGUCCUUCAUCCCUCCGUCUCCUCCUCCUCCUCCCUCCAUCAUCCCCGGGUUCAGCUUCUCCCCGCGCUGCUCGCCGGGACCCUCCCCCCAAAACUCCCCAGGUCUCCAGAGGUUCCGGGCUCCGGCUCCGUACCGACGGGACUUCGAGGCCAAACUCCGGAACUUCUACAGGAAACUGGAGGCCAAAGGCUACGGCCAGGGACCGGGGAAGAUCAAGCUGCUGGUCCGGAGGGAGCUCCUGCUGGAGGGAACCUUCAACCAGGUGAUGAACUGCAGCCGGAAGGAGCUGCAGAGGAACAAGCUCUACGUCACCUUUCUGGGGGAGGAGGGGCUGGACUACAGCGGACCCUCCAGAGAGUUCUUCUUCCUGCUGUCCCAGGAACUCUUCAACCCGUACUACGGCCUGUUCGAGUACUCGGCCAACGACACGUACACGGUCCAGAUCAGCCCCAUGUCGGCCUUCGUGGAGAACCACCUGGACUGGUUCCGGUUCAGCGGCAGGAUUCUGGGUCUGGCUCUGAUCCAUCAGUACCUGCUGGACGCUUUCUUCACCCGCCCGUUCUACAAGGCUCUGCUGAGACUGCCCACCGACCUGUCGGACCUGGAAUACCUGGACGAGGAAUUCCACCAAUCGCUGCAGUGGAUGAAAGACAACGACAUCACGGACGUGCUGGACCUGACGUUCACCGUCAACGAGGAGGUGUUUGGACAGGUGACGGAGCGGGAGCUGAAGGCCGGCGGGUCGCACCUGCAGGUGACGGAGAAGAACAAGAAGGACUACAUGGAGCGGAUGGCCCGGUGGAGGGUGGAGAGGGGGACGGUGCCGCAGACGGAGGCGCUGGUGCGGGGCUUCUACGAGGUGGUGGACUCCAGGAUCGUGUCAGUGUUUGACGCCCGGGAGUUGGAGCUGGUGAUCGCCGGCACCGUAGAGAUCGACCUGGAGGACUGGAGGAGCCACACGGAGUACCGGGGAGGUUACCAUGACAACCACGUGGUGAUGCGCUGGUUCUGGGCCGCCCUCCACCGCUUCACCAACGAGCAGCGUCUCCGUCUCCUCCAGUUCGUCACCGGGACGUCCAGCGUCCCCUACGAGGGAUUCUCCGCCCUGAGGGGGUCCAACGGGCUCCGGAGGUUCUGCAUCGAGAAGUGGGGGAAGGUGACGGCCCUGCCCCGCGCCCACACCUGCUUCAACCGGCUGGAUCUUCCUCCGUAUCCGUCCUACACCGUCCUGUACGACAAGCUGCUCAUCGCCGUGGAGGAGACCAGCACCUUCGGCCUGGAGUGACCUCUGACCUCUGACCCCUGGUGACCCCCGGUGACCUCUGACCCCCGACCUGGACCACUGAACCAGGUCGGGCGGUGGUUUCUGAACUUGUUUUGUAAGAAUCUUUACGGGUGGAAGUGAAAAACUGAAAAAGUGAAAAACUGAAGAAUCCUCAGGCUCGACGCCGAUCUGAUGCAUCUUCUUCUUCUUCUUCUUCUUCUUCCUGCUCCUUCCUGGUUAUGGAAUAUGGUUUUAUGGAAUAAGCUUUUGAUUGUGUUGUCAUUUUACUUGUUUGUUUUUUCUAAUUGCAUAUUUCCAUGAUCGGAAUAAAUAAAAAUGAAAUGAAAUGAAAUGAAAUGAAAUGAAAUGAAAUGAAAUGAAAUCCUCCCAACGAAACCACGGAUCAGAGCUGGAGAUUUAUCUCUGAAAUAUAUCUGUAACUGAAAUCUAUCUCUAUCUUACGUUAGAGAAUCACGGCCAGGCAGGAGAAAAAUAAAAAUAAUAUUUUAGAGGAGGAAAAAAAAUUUUUCAUUAUGCACUUCGAGAAAAACGUCGACAUUUUUGUGAAUAAAAAUAAAGAAAUUUCAACUUUAUUCCCGAAAUUUCGACUUUAUUCUUGAAAUUGUAUUUCAACAUUAAUCUCAACAUCUUCGACAUUUGGACUUUUUUCUCAAACUGCACAUUAAAAAAAAUCUUCCCCUCUGAAAUAUUUUUUAUCCUGCAUGGCCCUAAUACUCUUCCGUACUAUCUGAAAUAUAUCUCUAAUAGAAAUAUAUAUCUGACUGAAAUAUAUCUCUGAAAU